AUGGACAACUAUUUAUUCGAUGGUGGACGCAUACAAAAAAUGGAGGUGGACUAUGCUCCAGCCUGCGAUGAAAAGAUACCCAUUGCUAAAGAUUUGGCCAAAAAGAAUCCCGAUUCUUUUCACGAGGCCAUUGAAAUGUUGCUAACACUAGAGAAACAAACACGUUUGGGAGCAGAUAUGGUCUCCUGUUCACGCGUUCUAGUGGCUAUAUGUCAGAUAUGUUUUGAAGCUGGCAAUUGGAAUGCCUUAAAUGAAUAUGUAACUUUAUUGGUGCGUAGACGUUCCCAACUCAAGCAGGCCGUUUCCAAAAUGAUACAAGAGUGUGUGACUUAUGUGGAAAAGACACCCGAUAAGGAAACUAAAUUGAAAUUGAUAGAUACCUUGAGAGCGGUGACGGAAG
Molecule: messenger RNA, 400 nt
Organism: Lucilia sericata (common green bottle fly)
Lineage: Eukaryota; Metazoa; Arthropoda; Insecta; Diptera; Calliphoridae
Product: 26S proteasome non-ATPase regulatory subunit 12-like
Exons: 1
Cellular component (GO): cytoplasm; nuclear proteasome complex; proteasome regulatory particle, lid subcomplex
Source: RefSeq, a predicted model, not a curated record